CCUCCUAUACCCUUUUGGCCAUAUUGGAGGCCCUGAUUUGGGUGGUUGUCUUGGGCUGGGUAUUUGUUCCCAUUUACAUUAAGGCUGGGGUGGUGACAAUGCCAGAGUACCUGAGGAAACGAUUUGGAGGCAAGCGGAUCCAGAUCUACCUCUCUAUUCUGUCCCUGUUACUCUACAUUUUAACCAAGAUCUCGGCAGACAUCUUCUCUGGGGCCAUAUUUAUCAACUUGGCCAUGGGUCUGGAUCUGUACCUGGCCAUCUUUCUCUUAUUGGCAAUCACUGGCCUUUACACAAUCACAGGGGGCCUGGCGGCUGUGAUUUACACCGACACUUUGCAGACGGCGAUCAUGCUGGUGGGGUCUUUCAUCCUGACUGGGUUUGCUUUCCACAAAGUGGGAGGGUAUGAUGCCUUCAUGACAAAGUACAUGAACGCCAUUCCAACUGUGAUUACUGAUGGAAACAUCACCAUCAACAAAGACUGCUAUACACCAAGAGCUGACUCUUUUCACAUCUUCCGAGAUCCCCUCAAAGGAGACCUGCCAUGGCCUGGGAUCAUCUUUGGGUUGUCCAUCCUUUCCCUGUGGUACUGGUGCACAGAUCAGGUCAUUGUGCAGCGCUGCCUCUCAGCCAAAAACAUGUCUCAUGUGAAGGCCGGCUGUAUCCUGUGUGGGUACAUGAAGCUGCUGCCCAUGUUCCUCAUGGUGAUGCCAGGAAUGAUCAGCCGCAUCCUGUACACAGAAAAAAUUGCCUGCACUGUCCCCUCGGAGUGUAAGAAAUAUUGCGGUACUGAGGUUGGCUGUACCAACAUUGCUUACCCGACCUUGGUGGUGGAGCUCAUGCCCAAUGGACUGCGAGGCCUGAUGCUGUCAGUCAUGUUGGCCUCUCUCAUGAGCUCCUUAACCUCCAUUUUCAAUAGCGCCAGCACCCUCUUCACCAUGGACAUCUAUACCAAGAUCCGGAAGGGAGCAUCUGAGAAAGAGCUCAUGAUUGCAGGAAGGUUGUUCAUCCUGGUGCUGAUAGGCAUCAGCAUUGCCUGGGUGCCCAUUGUGCAGUCAGCACAAAGUGGGCAGCUCUUCGAUUACAUCCAGUCCAUUACCAGUUACUUGGGACCACCCAUAUCAGCUGUCUUCCUGCUUGCUAUUUUCUGGAAGAGAGUCACUGAGCCGGGAGCCUUUUGGGGACUGAUCAUAGGAUUUCUGAUCGGGAUAUCCCGUAUGGUGGCUGAAUUUGCCUAUGGAACUGGGAGCUGCAUGCAGCCCAGCAACUGUCCCACAAUUAUCUGUGGCGUUCACUACCUGUACUUUGCCAUCAUCCUCUUUGUCAUUUCUGUCAUCAUCAUUGUGGUCGUCUCUCUCUUCACCAAGCCAAUUCCAGAUGUGCAUCUCUACCGCCUGUGUUGGAGCCUGCGCAACAGCAAAGAGGAGCGUAUUGACUUGGAUGCAGAAGAGGAGGACAUUCAAGAAACCCCAGAGGAGACCAUUGAAAUAGAAGUUCCUGAGGAGAAAAAAGGAUGCUUCAAGUGGGCCUAUGAUCUGUUUUGUGGCCUGGACCAGCAGAAGGGUCCCAAGAUGACGAAGGAAGAGGAGGAAGCUAUGAAGCUGAAGAUGACAGACACCUCUGAGAAGCCUUUAUGGCGAACAGUAGUGAACAUCAAUGGCAUCAUCCUGCUGUCCGUGGCCGUUUUCUGCCAUGCAUUUUUUGCCUGA
Callorhinus ursinus (northern fur seal) is the source of this 1706-nucleotide messenger RNA. NCBI's taxonomy places the organism in Eukaryota, Metazoa, Chordata, Mammalia, Carnivora, Otariidae. The record is from RefSeq and is a predicted model, not a curated record.